This is a messenger RNA of Aspergillus sclerotioniger CBS 115572, 2505 nucleotides long. RefSeq lists its product as uncharacterized. Bases 1 to 2505 code for a protein of 834 amino acids. The transcript has 6 exons. Lineage: Eukaryota; Fungi; Ascomycota; Eurotiomycetes; Eurotiales; Aspergillaceae. The record is from RefSeq and is a predicted model, not a curated record.
AUGGCAGUCUGGGAUGACUUUGACACGAUCUUUUACUUUAAUAAAAACUUCACCUACGAUGGCAAAGCCAUUGAGCAGAUCAUUGCCAACCGCCGUGCCUUAGAAAACCAGCUAUUCGCCGACAGACUUCUGGGAUUACUUGGUGUGAAAGCAGUUACUCAACUAUACCCUCCCCGCUCGAACGCAGACCUCCGAACUCUGGUCGGCCAUAUUGUUUCCUCUCCGUUGGACAUACAUCACAAGCAAGCCUUGAUCUACUACAUCCUGAAAGACUGCCGUGCCGCUGGCGAUGCGGCUUCCCAGUUUUCGCGCCGGUGCCAUCUGCCCGAGAAGUACAGGUUUUUCAUAGAAGGGCUCUGGAACCUCGAUAGGCUCGAAUUCAAGCGAGCUGUCGAGUAUCUGACCGAGCCUUCUAUCAUUCCAACUUUCCCGGAUGAGAUCCUCUACGUUCUUACCCUUCCUCAUCUCCCAAAGCACGACGAUAGUCUCGUAAUGGCAUACUACCUCACGGUUGCCCCACCUCUGGCCUCGGAGAAGGUCCAGCGAGCAUUCUUCAAGACCCUUUGUCGCGCAAGCAUCACGGAAGCCCUUUACUUUACCCGAAAGCACGACGAAAGUCUACGUCGAAGCUACCUCACACAGCUCAUCGAGUUUGUCCACACAACAGAAGCUGGCCAACUGCGGAGCUCUCGGGCGAUGGAACUGAUUGGUCUUCCCUUGGACGAUCAAGAAGAGGAAUGGUUUGAGCAUGCUCUUCUGCACGGGAGCGCAAAGGGCCUCCAUGGCUCCAAGGACACCGUCAUGAUGCGCCGUCUCGCCUGUGGCAAGCUCAGUGGACUUACUACGGACCUCGAGUCCCUCGGCGGGACGAAGAUCGACGGGCUGAACUGGGAUGUUUUGAAACAGAGCAUGACGCACACGCAGUCAUCGCACUCUGACCGUUGCAAAAAUGAGCACCCUAGUCAGACAUUGAGCUCCGGAAACCGGUUCGGAGCACUGACUGGCGGAGGAGGUUUCGGAGGUCGUGCUGCACAGACACAGAAUCGGCAAGCUGCCAACUAUGGAGUAACGACAGCGGAUAUUAAAGAAGACCUUACUGCCGGAAAAGGGCGGCCAGAAUGGGUCUUUUCCUGCUACGGUCCUGGAAAAAACGCUCCGAGGCAAUUGUUUGGCGGCGUUCAACGAGAGCAGAGCUUUGAAGAGCUACGACUGCGGCAUUAUGAGGCGGCCGCAGCAGGCAACGCGAAUCAGGCAGUCCAGGAAGCCCAGGCGCUAUAUGCAGAGGCUGUGAAACAGAUGGAUGUCAUUUUAAAUGAUCUCGAUGGUGCUGUGAAUUAUGUUCUCGACGGCAUCAACGAACAUCCCAAUCGCAUCGAUAUUACAGAGGGCAAAACCAGUCCGGCUCCCACCCAAGGGCAGUCUGCUUUCGGCCAGUCUUCGCAACUUUCGCAACCUUCGCCAUUUGGACAACCCGCUGCUGCCAGCCCAGCACCAGGUUUCGGUCAGCCUUCAGGGCUAGGCAGUCAACCCUUCGGCAAGCCCUCUGCGUUCGGUCAACCGUCGGCAUUCGGCCAGCCCUCUGGCCUGGGACAAGCAUCUGGUUUUGGACAACCGAGUACUUUAGGCCAGGGGUCUGCAUUUGGACAGCCAUCAGGCUUGGGUGGUGGUCAAUCUGCAUUUGGUAAACCGGCAUUUGGCCAGCCUUCGACCGGCCAAUCUUCCUUCGGCCAACCAUCGUCACUUGGAACCUCGGCGUUCGGGACGUCCGGUACAGCCUCCCCUUUCAGUCAAAUCACAGCUCCGAGCCAGCAAUCGAGCGGCUUCGGUCAGUCUUCUGGACAAACGACCGCUUCUCCGUUCGGACAGAUCGCAAGCCAGCCACCCACUGCGGGUUCAGGGUUCGGACAGCCCUCGACGACACAACCGGCUGGCUUCGGUCAACCUCCACAAACAGCUUCCCCCUUUGGCCAACCGCAACCACCUUCGAACCCAUUUGGCCAGCAAGCCACGGCCCCGAGUCCCUUUGGAGCUCCAAGCCAGCCAGCUGCUCCUUCAGCAUUUGGACAGCCACCCAGUGCAUUCUCACAGCCGGCGCAACCGACGUCUGAUCCUGCCUCUACAUCAGCUGCUAAGGCAGGAACUGGACCUCCCCCAAAUAUCAAAGUUGACAACACCAACGAUCUGAACCCCAUCCCACCUCUGACUGGCCAGACCAUUCGAGAUCCUGUCACGAAGAAACUUUCGGCCUGGAAAGGACAGCCGGUUAAGUACAUCAACAACGAGCCCUGUUAUCUACACCCUCAAGAUCGUCAGACCUACGUUCACAUAUUCUUUCCCGAUGGUCCACCCGAUGCGGCGAGCUUACGGGAUGUCCAGGGGAAGCCGGAUGACUAUACGCCCGAGGUGACUGAGCAGUACGAGUUCUUUGUGACAAACGGGUAUUUCAAAGACGGCGUGAUUCCGAGCGUGCCUCCGAAGACUGAAUGGGUGAGCUUCGACUUUUGA